Molecule: messenger RNA, 1802 nt
Organism: Melanaphis sacchari
Lineage: Eukaryota; Metazoa; Arthropoda; Insecta; Hemiptera; Aphididae
Exons: 13
Coding region: 1-1800 (599 amino acids)
Source: RefSeq, a predicted model, not a curated record
AUGAUCCAGGUUAAUUUACUUUUUGAUUAUAUCACAUCGAUAUUAACAAAACAACCUUUUGAGUUAGAUCAAAAUAAAAGUAUGUAUAUAAAUGUAUUGAAUGAACUUAGAUCAUUAGAAAAAUACCAUAAAUCAAUUUUGGAUAUCAAAGAACGAAUAAUUAAAGCAGAUAUGGUGUUCAAAAAUUUAGGAGUUAAUAAAGAAAAAUUAGACAAUAAUUUUGUAUAUUACAAAGAGCCAUUUAUCUCUCAACCAAUAAAAUCAAUGGAACUAAAACUAAAAAAAAACAAAGCUAUUAUUGAAUCAAAACAAAAAAUAUUAAAUGUAUUAAAUACAACACAUUUAUUUCUAAGACUAUCGAAAAGAAAAAUCAAAGGAGAAAUUGAACAAAAUAAACUUAUGUUCCUUGAAAUUAAAAAUGCGUUAGAUACAUCAUUAAACGUACAAAAUAAAUUGCAUUCACAAAAUACCAUAAAUGAGACAAAAAUUAUAGAAAUGUUAGUACAGAUUAAUUCAAUUGAAAGUCAAUUAAAAAAACGAGUUACUGAUUUUAAGUUAAGUGUUUAUGAACUAGAUACAAAUAUUAAGAAAGUUUCGACAGAAAUUCUUUCAAAUUUUGAAUUUAAAAAUAAUGAAAAAGAAUAUAUGAAACAAAAUUUCAGUAAGGAUAUAAUAAAUUCUGAUUUUAGUUUUUUCAAUAUGUAUAAUGAAGUAAGGACAAAUAUUGAUUCUCUUAAACAAACGAGCGUAUUGAUACCGUUAAACUCGUUCACACAUAGUAAAAGUCUAUUAUACGAUGUUAAUUGGGCUGAUUUUUUAAUAACUCAUAAUCUUGCGAAUGAAACAGUUCUUAUCGAUUUACAACAGAACUGCAAUACACUGACUUCUUUAAAUAUGUUAAUGAACAAUAUACAUUUUGCUGAACAAGAGAUUAUUGCAAAUUUAAAAAAUGCUUCUUGCUUUGUUAAUAAUGUUCUAUCAAAACGGGAUCUAAACACACAAGUUCUAAAAAAGUUAAAUGACGAAUUGUUUGAAUCGAAGAAGAGAAAUAAACUCAUGAUGAAUGUUUAUCAAGAUAAUGAUGACUUAGAAAUUAAAUAUAUUAAAAAUAUUCACCAUAUAGAAAGUACAAUUUACAAGUCUAAUAUUCAAUUAACCGUAACAACAAAAAAUAUCGAAAAGUUGAAUGAUGAUUUACAAUGCUUAGAUUCAUUAUUCCAAACAACUAAAAAAAAGUACACAGAUCAACUAAUGAGUAGUUCAUGUUUAGUGAGGUUACGUGACGACAGACAAUCUAAUAAGGUGACGUUAUUGUAUGAAAACCUAAAAAAACUUCAGAACAGACAUAAAGAAUUAUUAACUGAGCAAAAAGAAAUCGUCGUGAAUGAAAUUAAAAAAAAAAAAUCGACUUCUGAAGCAAUAGUUAAAAAUAAAUCUAAGGAUAUUAUUGGCUCAAGAAAUGUAAUUACUUAUUAUAAAAAUAACAUAAAAGCAUACAAACAUUUUAUAUUACAGUUUGCGGACAUUAAUGUAUCUAUAGAAAAUGCUAUUAAAGUUCAUCAAAAUAUUUAUGGAAAAUUAGAACAAUUAGAAAAUGAAGAAAUAGAACUUACAAACUCUAUUAAAAUGUAUACUAACGAAAUUGACGAACUAAGUAAAGAAGCUGAACUUAUAGAAAAUAACUCGAAACGCGAUGAAUUAAAUAUCAAGUCUCAAAUAAAUAAUUUGAAUGAAAAACUUCAACAAAUAACCAGCGCUAAUAAAAGCCUAGAAAUGGAAUUGAAUAAAAAUAAAGAAUAAUA